Beta vulgaris subsp. vulgaris (sugar beet) is the source of this 2232-nucleotide messenger RNA. RefSeq names its product lycopene epsilon cyclase, chloroplastic. NCBI's taxonomy places the organism in Eukaryota, Viridiplantae, Streptophyta, Magnoliopsida, Caryophyllales, Amaranthaceae. Gene Ontology annotation, molecular function: oxidoreductase activity, acting on paired donors, with incorporation or reduction of molecular oxygen. The record is from RefSeq and is a predicted model, not a curated record. Gene Ontology annotation, biological process: carotenoid biosynthetic process. The coding region runs from base 149 to 1789 and encodes 546 amino acids. The transcript has 11 exons.
CCUGAAAAUAUCGCGUCAAACCACACCACACACUCACACACACUUACAGAGAGAGAAAACUUCCGCUACCAACUUAUCCAUGGCCGCAUCACCUUCAACGCCAUUGAACACACAUUAAACUUCCUUCCUACAAACAGCACCACAUAAAAUGGAGUAUUACUGUCUUGGAGCUUCGAAAUGCGCGUCAAUGGCGGUUUCGCCUUCUCUUAAUCUCGAUCAUUUCAAGAAUAAGAGGAUACAAAUUCAACGAAAUUUUCAUGCGUUUUGCUUUUGGAGGUCCAAUUUACCGUUUUCUGUAGAUUGUAGUAGUCGUAAGAGUGCAACUAUUAAGUGCAGGAGUGCGAAUAGUACCGACACCAGUUGCGUCGUUGCCAGAGAAGAUUUCGCUAACGACGAAGAUUUCAUUAAAGCUGGAGGUUCUCAGCUUCUUUAUGUUCAAAUGCAACAGGAGAAAGCUAUGGAUUAUCAUUCCAAAAUUGCUGAUAAGCUUCCUCAAAUAUCAGAUGGAGGUGAAUUGCUGGAUAUGGUGGUCAUUGGUUGUGGUCCAGCCGGUUUAGCUUUGGCAGCAGAAUCAGCUAAACUAGGACUAAAAGUUGGCCUUGUUGGUCCUGAUCUUCCUUUUACGAAUAACUAUGGUGUUUGGGAAGAUGAGUUUAAAGCAUUGGGGCUUGAAGGCUGUAUCGAGCAGGUCUGGCGAGAUACCAUUGUAUAUAUUGAUGAUGACAAUCCUAUAUCUAUUGGUCGAUCUUAUGGAAAAGUUAGCCGGCAUUUACUACACCAGGAGCUAGUGCAGAGGUGUUUGGAGUCAGGUGUCUCUUAUUUGAAUGCAAAAGUGGAAAAUAUUAUGGAAGGACAUGAUGGGCGUAGUCUUGUUGCUUGUGAGCGUGAUAUCAUCAUUCCCUGCAGGCUUGUAACUGUUGCAUCUGGAGCAGCUUCAGGGAAACUUCUAGAGUAUGAAGUGGGUGGUCCAAGGGUUUGUGUUCAAACAGCUUAUGGUGUGGAAGUGGAGGUGGAAAGCAGUCCUUAUGAUCCCAACCUGAUGGUGUUCAUGGACUAUAGAGACUAUGCUAAAGAGAGCUUUCAAUCUCUAGAGGCAAAGUAUCCAACAUUCUUGUAUGCAAUGCCAAUGUCCCCCACAAGAAUCUUCUUUGAGGAGACUUGCUUGGCUUCAGUAGAUGCAAUGCCCUUUGAUCUGCUCAAGAAAAAGCUUAUGGCGAGAUUACAAACUAUGGGUGUUCGUAUCCUCAAAAUAUAUGAAGAGGAGUGGUCCUAUAUACCUGUUGGUGGAUCCUUACCAAAUACAGAGCAAAGAAACCUUGCAUUUGGUGCUGCUGCGAGCAUGGUGCAUCCAGCUACAGGAUAUUCAGUUGUGAGAUCUCUAUCAGAAGCUCCAAAGUAUGCAUCUGCAAUCGCGAAUUUAAUCAAGAAUGGCAUCUCAAAGAAUGCAAUUUUGCGUCAGAGGAAUGUGGAGAAUAUCUCAAUGCAAGCCUGGAAUACUCUUUGGCCACAGGAAAGGAAACGUCAGAGAGCGUUCUUUCUGUUUGGACUAGCACUUAUAGUUCAGCUUGACAUUGAGGGCAUCAGGACAUUCUUCCGCACCUUUUUCCAAGUGCCAAAAUGGAUGUGGGAGGGAUUCCUUGGUUCUAAUCUCUCUUCAGCUGAUCUCCUAUUGUUUGCCUUCUAUAUGUUCUUCACUGCUCCUAAUGAUUUGAGAAUGGGCCUUGUAAGGCAUCUACUAUCCGAUCCUACUGGAGCGACUAUGAUAAGAACUUACAUAACAGUAAUAUGAAUGCUCACUCCUUUGUACAUCAUGUGAAUUUGGUUACUAUUGAAUCUGGACUGUGAAGUGUAAUUUGGUGUAAAGAUAUACAAUGCAGUAAGCUUACGUAGGUAAGCGUUCGGUUCAGAAUUCAAUCAAGUUUGUCAGCGAUCUUCGUUCAAGAUAUAUAGGAAGAUUAGAAACAGUAGUUGAUCUUCUCAGGUGGGCACUUAUUUCAUUGCCACACUUUGGACAAAUAAGGUCUUUCGGAAUGCUCACUUUAUUUGAAAAUAGGACUAUUUCCUUGCAGUCUUAGAUGGAUCUUUCUACGAGACUUAUGCCGUUAUGCAGCAACACUCCCUUGUUAUUGCUAUUCAUGAUUCCCAUCCUUCUAGAGGUUAUGUAUUCAAAGCUUCUUCUGUAUUCGACGCUAAAGCUUUGGCUGUGCUUCAAUGUAAAUUUUAUUUCAUAAA